Messenger RNA from Cannabis sativa, 2320 nucleotides. RefSeq lists its product as uncharacterized. The record is from RefSeq and is a predicted model, not a curated record. The transcript is spliced from 3 exons. Gene Ontology annotation, molecular function: DNA-binding transcription factor activity. Bases 225 to 2036 code for a protein of 603 amino acids. Gene Ontology annotation, biological process: regulation of DNA-templated transcription. Lineage: Eukaryota; Viridiplantae; Streptophyta; Magnoliopsida; Rosales; Cannabaceae.
AAUCCUGGUAAGAUUUUUUUUUUUUUUGAAACAGAAUCCAUCUGGUAACUUAAUAUAAAAAACACACAGUGGAUUUAAUUUAUUGCAUUUAAAAGAAACAGUGAGAACUAUAAAUCAAUUCUUUCCGCCUUGAUUCGCCUUCCUCGUUUUCAUCCAUUGAUUUUCGAUUCUCUUUUCUGAUUUGUUUGGUUUUGUGAAGUAUUUUUGCAGGUAUAACCGCUUCUAUGGCUAAAUCUUCUUCUCGUUCUCGCAAGAAGAACCGCUCCAAUGCCAAGGCUUCAUCUCAGGCUCGAACAAGGAAGAAAACAAAGACUAGGAGCAAGAAGUAUGAAUCCAAGAAGCUUCGCCGUCGUCAUGUUUCUGAUGAUGAUGAUUCAAAUAGUUCAAUGUCAGGUUCAUCUUACUCUUCUAGUUCUGAAGAUUUGAAAAUUAGAAGCAAAAGGUCUCGGAGUCACACCAAAAAGGAUAAGAAGAAGGCUAAGAGUCGAUUUUAUAGUAGUGAAAGUAGUGAGGAUUCUUCUCGUGCGAGGAAGAGAAAAGGGUCAAAGAGAAAACAUGAUUAUGAGGCUAAGAAUAAAAAUUAUUCCAAGAAGAAACGCAGGAGGAAUGAUACUCCUAGUUCUUCCAGCGACAGGUCUGUGAGCUGCUCAAGUUGUAAGGAUGGACAUGAAGUUGACUUAAAGAAGCACAAAAGUAGUAAGCGUGCAAGAGAGGAAAGAAAUUUGGGGAAGGCUGAAUCCCCACUUAAAAGGAGUAGAUAUGGGUCAAGGAGUCCUUCAUAUAGUCAGUGUAGUGAAAGUAGUACCUAUCAGAGCAAGGAGGGAGUUUUGGUGGAGAACACCUCAAGGCGGUUGAGAUCAGUUAUUACUAUAGCAGAAAGGCCUGAUGAAGAGUUAAAUAAGGAUGAACAUAAAGAAGAGAUGGUAUUUGAUUAUGAUGAUUACCCUUCUUCUAGAAGCAAUGACAGUAAUGAUGUGGGGAGCAAGAGGUUAGAGAAUGAGAAAGGUGAGGAAACUGCUGUCUCACAUCUCAGAUUCCCCAAACUUGUGAACACUGGCAAGGUUUCUGACAGGGAUGAUGAGGUUGGAAGUGAUCCUAGCACUAAGGAAUAUGGGACAAGUCAUCCUGCAAAUGAAAAACCAACUGAGCUAUUUGAUGCUAUUACUAGUGGAAAUAAUGAUGACCUAGAGUUAGUUUUAAGACAAAAGGCUUUGGAAAAUCUAAGAAAGUUUCGUGGAGGUCGCCAAACUAAUGGGAAAACUGAUUCUGCCAAUCAGAAGGAUAAAAAUAAUGUUGAUGAGAAGGCACCACAAUCAUCCACCACAAAGGCAGAAUCUGCUCAAAUUAGGUUCACUGAGCAAGAUGACAGUAGAGUGGUUGGUGGGAAUUCCCCCAGAGAGGCUUGUGUUGAACAGCUUGUAUCAACUGAACCCCCAUCAGUGAAACAGCAGGGCAUCCCUGCAGUAGGGAAUGUUACCACAUAUUCUUCCCAGAUCAAAGAAAACAUAAUAGCUAAGAGUCCCGGCCGCAAUGAAUUUGCAUCUACAAAGCAUAAUAUUGCUCGCUCAACAUUUCAGAUGGCUAUUGCUGAUAAUCUAAAACAAAAGCUCAAUGCAGGCACUUCUACUGUCAAAUCAAAGUUGGCUACACCAGCAUUGAAACGACAAUUGUCUAAAACUGAUUCAACGCAAAAGCAAGCUCCCAAAUGUGAGAAAACUCAGGAAAAGCUGUUGGUUGAUGAGAAAACAUUAGAUGAGACUGCUGUUAUAACUAACCCAACUGUGACCAAAAGUAGCAACAAUAAUGAUGGUGAAGGCAUCAGUAAUGCCAGUAGCUCUGCUGCUUUGGAACCUUCUCUUAAAUCCUCACCAGGAGAUACUAAAUCCGAUACACUGCAAGAGGAGGCUCAGGAAGGCUCACAGUUUGAACAGAAGACAAUGUCUGUAAUGCGAGGUGGAGAAAUGGUACAGGUGAGCUACAAAGUCUACAUCCCUAAGAAAGUUCCUGCUUUGGCGAGGAGGCAACUCAAGCGAUGAUAUUCUGUUGAACAAACCUAACCCAUUGUCAUUGGUGAAAAUCGAAAAAAUUGCUCAGGAAAAUAAAUAAUAAUCAUGAAAACAUACCACCUUCUUAAGAUUUUUCUGUAACAUAGAGGGAUUUUUUUUAAAAUGAUUUUAACAUGCAUUUAUGUUCUGGUAUUUCAACCUGAAGGAUAGAAGAAAGUUGUGAACUAUAUAAUAUAUUGGGUUGUUUUUGCGGUUGAUUAUGAAUAGGACUUGUGUUAUAGUUGAAAAAGUUAUAUAAUUUUCGUUGAAGCCCA